Messenger RNA from Mizuhopecten yessoensis (Yesso scallop), 535 nucleotides. RefSeq lists its product as uncharacterized. The annotation marks the transcript as partial. The transcript has 3 exons. The record is from RefSeq and is a predicted model, not a curated record. Lineage: Eukaryota; Metazoa; Mollusca; Bivalvia; Pectinida; Pectinidae.
AUGGAAUUUGUUGAUAAGGACUUGGAUCCCGAGGGAACAGAAAAAAUGGAAGCCUCGGAAUUCAUGGAACUGAUGAACACACCAAAACGGUGGGAGUUGGUCAAAUCAUAUAUAGACCCUGUGGAGAUAUACGACUCUUUGAGCAGCAAGAAAAUCAUCACUGAAAGAGAAUACUUCUCAACCUUUAAAAGAUUCAGAAUUAAACAGGAUCGCAUUGAGAACCUCAGAUGUACUGUCAUUGACCAGAAGGAAGACGCUAGAUUCAUAGAGGAAGUGAUCAGUUUUAUACAAACUACAAGGAGAACACUUGUUCUGAAGAAAAUCUUGCAUGCUGAUGAUGAAACUUUGAAAAAAAUGCGCGAAGAACAGGACCCAAAGAAUUUCUCAGCAAAAUUAAGUGAACGAAAAGCAAAAGGACAAAGGAUAUUAUUUCCACUUUUCACGACAACUGCAGCCAGAAAAGAUCUCCCCGAGAAAACAUCUUUGGAACCUCUAGGAGCUAGAACAUCAGAGGACUCAGCAAAAGGACCAUAUG